This is a messenger RNA of Lates calcarifer (barramundi perch), 1563 nucleotides long. RefSeq names its product survival motor neuron protein. Lineage: Eukaryota; Metazoa; Chordata; Actinopteri; Centropomidae. The transcript is spliced from 10 exons. Gene Ontology annotation, biological process: regulation of alternative mRNA splicing, via spliceosome; mRNA processing. Bases 93 to 1193 code for a protein of 366 amino acids. Gene Ontology annotation, cellular component: cytoplasm; nucleus; precatalytic spliceosome. Gene Ontology annotation, molecular function: RNA binding. The record is from RefSeq and is a predicted model, not a curated record.
GUUCUGUCUCCAUAUCCGGUGAACUUGACGCAGGUGUUGCAGGUUGUCGCGGUUAAAUCUUUACCUUUGUGAAAUGACCGUUGAUCUAACCGAUGACAGCCAUGACUGAACCGACAGAAACCUCCGGUAUUCACGGAGCCGCGGAGCCGGUGGAGUCCGUCUCAGCGGCUGUUAAAGACGAAACUUCCCUCGUGAAGGCUUUUGAAAACACCUUGGAAAUAUCACAGGAGGUGAAACAGACUGAAGGUGCAGCCUCAGAGGAGACGGAGCAGGACAGACAGACAGUCGCUCCACCUGCAGCUGAGACCUCCUCCGCUGAGUCAAGGUGGGUGGUCGGAGCUCAGUGUCGGGCCGUGUGGUCGGAGGACGGGCGGGUGUAUCCGGCGACGGUGGUGUCUGUGGACGGCGAGCGCUGCAGGGUUCGUUUUAUCAGCUACGGCAACGAGGAGGAUGUGGAACUGAGCGCGCUCAUGGCGCCCAAAGCUGCUCCGCCCACGCAGAGACAGAACUCUGAGGACUGGAGUCCUGGUUCUCGGUGUCGGGCCGUGUACUCGGAGGACGGACUGGUUUAUCCAGCCGUGGUUCUGUGGGUCAAAGGUCAGCGCUGCCGCAUUCGAUUUGACGACUACAACAACGAGGAGGAACAGGAUGUCAGCAGCCUGCUGAGCCCCGACGAGCUCCACGGACCCAGCAGAACCACCGCCAAGGUGUCGGUGCAGGGCAGCAGCUGGAAGUCCAGUUCACCCAGCAGCACCUCUGACUGGGGGAGGAGGAGGAGGAGAGAGGAGAGCCAGGGGGACAGAGGGGGAGACAGGAGGUCAGGGUGGAGAGACGAGCAGCAGAGCUCCUCCUGGCAGGGUAAAGAGAGGCUCAGUAAUCAGAGUAAAGUGGAGAGAGAAGCCGAGGAGAGAAGAAGAGGAAACCAGCCGAGAGAUGAAGUAGAGAAACCGACCAAUCACAGCUUCUCUGUCUUCCCUCCGUUCCCUCCUCCCUCUCACCUGGGCUCAGGGGACCCUCUGUCCUUCAUCCCUCCUCCUCCUCCUCCUCCUCUCUGGACGUCCGGAGGGAAUGAGUCCCCCGGCUCCUCAAGAGUCGACGCCACCUCCAGCAUGUUGAUGCUGUGGUACACCUGUGGUUUCCACACCGGCAGCUACAUGGCUCAGCAGCAGCUCAGGUCGACCUCCAAAGACUGAGGCAACAACACACAGAGCCAGAGAGAAUAAUGAGACGAGAAGCAGCCGGGACGAUCGUCUUUCACUCACUGCACUUUUUUCUUUUGGGUAUUUUAAAGAGACUUUUAUUUGCUCUUAGUUGAGAGUUUCCGUGGAGAAGCUGAGGUUCUCUGACGAAGCAGUGUGUUUGUGUUGAGACGAGUUCAGAGAAGUUUGUGUGUUUCUGUGAAGCUGUUUUUUCUUUGAUUAUGUUCAGAGUUUGAGCGUUGGUCGAUAAAACGCUGAAAACUGUGCUGUUAGAAAAUGAAAUGAAGAGAUUUGGAACAAAGAGAGUUGUGUUAUUAAAAAGAAAAGGUGGACAAAUAUUUGUGCUUUUCAUCUUCGUCUUUGA